ACACCAAACUUUCCUGACUGCCCCCAAAUUCAUGACAAAACUUCACCGACUACCGUGUUGCGUUUCAUAGUCGUUGAUCUCAACUGUCUAAACUCCAAACACACACACUCUCACACACAUUCCGUCACCGGAGACCAAUACGCCAUCGUUUUGCACAAUGUCAUGGAUAAGAUCCGCCGUCAACAAGGCCGUAGAGGUCGGGAACAACAACAACCUCACUCGCACCGUCAUAAACUACGCCGAUACUGUUGUUCAACACGCCGGUCAAGCGGUUGCUGAAGGCGCCAAACUGUUUCAGGACCGACUUGGGGGUCGAAGUUUCAAAAGCUUUAAGCAGACAGUUAGAAGAUUGGAAGAAGCAUCUAUUUCCGCCAGAGGUCCAGAAAGGAUACACUUGAUGAGAAGAUGGCUUGCUGCUCUGAAAGAAACCGAGAAACCGUCAGGGGGUUCUUUUGAAGAUGAUGACAAGAAUCACGAACCGCAUCUUCCGUCUGAAGAAGUAAAAGACAAUAUGAAAAAGCCAUCUCGAGUUUUGUACUAUGACUCUGAUAUGGUGGGAGACCCGAUGAAUUUCCAUGAUGUUUUUCUCUAUAGUCAAGCUUUGGAGGGCAUUACAAUAUCUAUGAUUCUCGUACCACCAAGUGAGGAGGAGGUUUCUCUGCUUCUGGAAUUUUUUGGUUGCUGCCUUACCGGAGGAAAAGAAGUUCAUAAUGUCAUAGUCAGCAGCAUCCUGGAUUUGGCGAAAGCAUUUUCAACCUAUAAAGAUGAAGUUUUGGUAAAGCGUGAGGAGUUGCUACAGUUUGCACAAGGUGCCAUCACUAGUUUAAAAGUCAACGCGGAGCUUAAUAGAAUAGAUGCCGAAGUCUCUGUGCUCAAGGAAAAGCUUGCGGGAAUGGAAUCAUCUGUGGAGAUUAUCGGUGACGGUUAUGAAAAAGCCUCCAAAGAAGCAACCGUCGCUACAACAGAGGCUCUCAAGAAGGCUCUGGCCCAUAUUCGAGUUUGUUCUAAACUAGAAGGGCUUUUGCUGAAAAAGAAGAUGCUUUAUGGUGGAGAAACUCCAGAGAUGCAUGCUCAAAAGGUGGAUAAGCUGAAAGCGUUAUCGGAGUCUCUUGUUAGCUCCUCUACAAAAGCUGAGAAGCGUAUUUCUGAUAACAGAGUUCAGAAAGAGGAAGCUUUGAAUUUCCGUGUCUCUAAAGCAAGUGAAGUUGGGGAAAUAGAGAAGGAAUUGGCUGCUGAGGUUGCAGCCCUUGAGAAGCAGAGAAAUGAUCUUGAAGCUGAAUUAAAAAGGGUGAACGUCUCAUUGACAGCUGCCAAUGGACGACUUCAGAACGUUAGGGAAGAGAGGGAUCAAUUUUACGAAGCUAAUGAUCAACUUGUUGCACACUUGAAAACAAAGGAAGACGAGCUAGUAAAAUCCAUUGGCUCUUGUAAGAAAGAAGUGAUUGUGGUGAAUACUUGGGUCAGUUUUCUCGAAGAUACCUGGGUUCUUCAGCGUGCUAAUACAGAGACAAACGAGAAGCAAGUCGCUGAUGAGUUGGCAAAACACGAGAGCUAUUUUGUGAACUUGGUCACUAAACUGCUUUCGGCUUACGAGGAAGCAUUGAAGCCCUCUGUUGACCGUGUUGAGAAAUAUGUUGAGAGCUUGAAGAGCUUAAGUGAAGGAUCAGAUCCACCGUCCAAUGUGGAUAAACAAGAUUCCAAGACAAUAAAUCCUCGAAGAAGUCUAGAGGAGGAAUAUCUGGAUUAUGAAGCAAAGGUCAUUACAACCUUCAGCGUGGUGGAUAACAUGAAAGAGCAGUUCUAUGCUCAACGCAGGAAAAAUGGCAGGAAAGAAGAUGCAAGAAUCAAAGAACUUUUUGAAAACAUUGAAAAGUUGAGGGUAAAGUUCGAUGCAAUCGAGAGGCCAAAUCUAGAAAUGGAGAAUCCGGAGCAAGAAGAUGAGACGUCAGAUGCUGAAACAAGCACCAAACCAGUAGAAAGUCAAUCUCAUCCGAAGCCAAAAACAGCAGACGUAUCUCAGACCCACACCCAGGCAAAUGAGCAGCAAGUGAAGUCGCCUACUGUGAAAGUUGACCCAGGUCAGGGGCUAGACCCGGAAGCGGAACUAGCAAAGCUUGAGUCUGAAUUUGGUAAGGUUAACCACGAGUACACGGAGGACGAGAUAGGUGACUGGGAAUUUGAUGAGCUUGAAAAGGAAUUAAGCAAAUAGAUACAAUAUAAAUUAGUUAGAAUGGAACCAUAAAUUAAGAAGAUUUUUUUUUUUACUUGUAAUAUAUCACUUGGCUUGUACAAUGUUAACACACCUAUGCAAGGUUUGAUGCUUUCUUUUAGUCUUGCAUAAACAACAAUCUUGAAUCAUAUUUAUGAGCCACACAUAUAUUAAAGACCGCCCAAA
Messenger RNA from Helianthus annuus (common sunflower), 2395 nucleotides. RefSeq names its product nucleoporin nup211. The transcript has 18 exons. Lineage: Eukaryota; Viridiplantae; Streptophyta; Magnoliopsida; Asterales; Asteraceae. The record is from RefSeq and is a predicted model, not a curated record. Bases 158 to 2209 code for a protein of 683 amino acids.